UUCCUGGAAAAUUGUAUUGUUUGUUGUUAUUUUGCGACUCAUCGUGCUAUUUAUUUUGACGAUUCAUUGUGUCUCUAAUAAAAAUGGAUAAUAAUUUACAACAUGAAGAUUUGUUGAUAAAAUUACGCGCUAAACUGAAUCAGGAGAAGGUGAAAUUAUGGGAACCUCCAUUCAUUGCCCAAGAUAAUGAAAUCACGCAAGAUUUUAAGAAUAUUGCUGAGAAAUACGCGAAAGAUCUCUCCUUAGAGACUGAAGUGGUACAGCAAGCUCUACGGGAACUGCAAUUACACUCACUUGAACGAUCCAAAGACAAUGAAGAGUUUAAAGAGACAGGGUUUGCGACCUUUAGGGUCAAAGCCACCAUACCUGGUGAGAAACCCAAGAUGAUGAAGUUGCAGAAGAAGCUUGAUGGUCUCGGAUCUGAACUGAUAGCCGCCAUCGCUGCCGAGAUUGGCGUUACGGAGAAUAGAGUAAAGUUAAUAUACAAUGGGAAGGUGAUAAAACCUACUCCUAGUAUGGAACAGCAAGGGUUGAAGAAUGGAGCUACUUUGAUGGCUCUUGUGAUGGCAGAAACUCCUGAAGAAGUGAAGAAAGAGGAGAACAUGUAUAUGGAGAUGAAGACUGUCCGGGAUGAUGCCACGCUGCUGUCCGAGUAUGUGGACGAACUGGCUGAUGAUGAGGAGUAUAUAAAGCUGGAGGACCAGUCGGGCGCGACGGUGGAGCUGCCCCCGGCGGAGCGGCGCGCGCUGGUGGUGGGGCUGGCGCUGCACGAGCGCGGCCGCACGGCGGCGCGACACCACGACUACUCACUCGCGCUCGUACUGUUCCUAGAGGCUGACCGACAACUCAGCGAGUGUCGGUCGUCGAUCCUGCAGUCGGUGGACAACUGGGCCGUGCUGCAGCUGGACGUGGCGUGGAGCUACCUGUGCCUGCGCAGCCUGCCGCAGGCGGCCGACGCGGCGCAGCGCCUGGCGCGGGCCGAGGCCGCCUUCCGGGACUCCUACGGCGAGGACCACGCCAGGCUCAUCGCGCUCAAAGGCAGCGCCGCGAACGAGCGCGUGCUACUGAUGCGCAUGUACUUGCUGCAAGGCAUCGUGUGCUACCACCAGAACAAGCGCGCCGAGGCACGCGCACUGCUCGCCAAGGCAGAGACUGAACUCAACGCGCUUAGAGUGGACGAGGACGCGGUGCUGACGCUGAUGGAGCUGGGCUGGUCCCGCGCGGCCGCCCGCACGGGUCUCCGCGCGGCCGCGGGCCACGUGGACACGGCGCACCACUACCUGGCCGACCGCCGCGCGCAGCGGGACCGCGCCCGGGAGGCGCAUCGGAACGACAGACAGCGUCGCCUACUAGGUGUAUGCGAGGACGGGUCCCAAAUAAACUUGCAGUUGGUGGAAGCGUUGGUGGGUAUGGGAUACCCGCGCAGUGUGGCAGUCUGCGCGCUCAGGAACUCCAACAACCACGUCGCUGAGGCUGUCAGGCUCAUACAGGAACAGCCUGAACUGUUGGUAGACAGCGACAGAUCCUCGGACGACGCGUCCACCAUCAGCUCGGACGACUCCAACAUCGUGCCGGACAAUAAACUCGUCGCAGAGCUGGAGGCGAUGGGCUACGAGGCGGAGCAGGCCCGCGCCGCGCUGCGCCUGGCGCGGAACCACAUCAGUGGCGCCGUCGACGCACUCGUCGCGGGCGGCGGGCUCGUGCUGCACAAACGCCCGAGGACUGAAGGUGACCCUGAGGAUCCAUCCACCAGCUCAGGAGUUGUCUCCAAGAAGAAGAAGGCUAAGAAGGCACACAAGAAAGAUAAAAGGAGGAAAGAGCGGGAUCAAGCUCUGCGCCGGCUGACGGCAUCUAUAAAGACUGAAGAAGAUGACUAUCUGGACACCUCCCUCACUGAGGAGGAGGAGUUCCUCGCACAGUACAAGUCCCUCUUGUAGACUGACACUCACUUAUCAUGGUAACACAUAUUAAUUAACUCUUUGACAAAAUAAGAUCUCGUAAAAACUUCGUAAAAAAAUACGUUUAAUAGUUAGUUCUAACUCAAAGAAUACCAGACUAAUUUCGAGCCAUACCGGGGCUCUUAUUUAGCUACCCAACUAUCUUCGAGCUCGAAAUUAAUGUUAGUAUGUUACUAUUAGUGUUAUAAUGAAAAAUCAAUUUUUAUUUAAUUGUUUUGAUUAAAAUUUUAAGUAAACUCUAAGUUUAUAAAUUGUGAACAUUAUCAAAUGAUUGAAAAAGAAGUCUAUGGACUAACCUUUAAAACCCUAGACAUUUUCAUACACAUAUUACGAUGAAAUAUACACUAUAUGUCAUUUAUAAUACGAUACAAUAUAAUUGUGAUUUAACUGAACAAGUCUCGUUGGUAUAAUUAUUCAGCAUUUAUAAUAAUAUCUAUGUAUCUAGAAAUAAGUAUUACAAUAAUAUGAAACACAUUGUACUGUGUAGCAUUCACUUUUACAUUAUAUUGAAACAUAUCUAAUGGCAGCAAGAGUUCACUAAAUAAUGUGAACACUGUUCCCGACUUAACUGUUGUUUCAAUAUUCAUAUUAUUAUUUAAUUAUGAUAAACUAACAAUUUAGCACUAGCUUUCACUCGGCAUCUUUCACUCAAAAUGAUACGUCUCAACUCAUAAUGAAAUAAGAGUGCUAAAAUGAAUUCAGUAGUGAACCUAUUCAUCAUUGUUAAAUUUUGGCAUUCCGCAUCAUUCACUCCCCCACUCCGAAUGAACAAAAAAUGAACUGUCUGCACACAGAGUGAACGGAUUUGAUUAAAUUAUCACAAACUAAAGUGAUUUCGAGACGCACGACAUUAUGAAUUAAUGUUCAUUUCUUUAUCAUUCAAAGUAUUCAGAACUUGAAAAGAAAGAUAAAUUAACAUUCACUGGUGUUAAUAUUCAUUCGAGUGAACCAUCUGAAUAACUAAUCUCGCGCAGUUUCAUCAUCUCUGCUCGACUCCUAUUCAUCGAAGUGUAGUGUUUUAUAACCUAUACCCUUCCUUGAUAAAUGGACUGUCCGACACAUAAAGAAUUAUUCAAUUCGAUCCAAUAGUUUCAGAGAUUAACUCGCUCAGCCCAACUGCAGCAUUAUAAUUUUAAUAUUGAUGUUUGGUGUCGAUAUUAUUAUAUUAUGAUUAGAUAUUAUUUGGUUUCAAUAAUAAUAAUUAUGACUACAUAAUGUAUAUGUAUGAAAUAUCGUACGUCGAGCUUUUUACUCGUGGUAGUGUCUUAUAGUUUAGUAUAUAUGUGCCUAUAUAUAUGUAGGAAUUAUUAUUACGACUAAAUAUUCCGACUUAUUAAAGUCUAAAGUACGGUGGCUAGCAGGUCAACCUAACCUUUUCCAUCAAUCUCCAUUACAUCUUCAACUUUAUUGUGUUUUGAUAUAUAGUCGACAAUCCAAUAAAUAAAUUUGACUGAUGGGUGUAGGUUGAUACGCUAGCCACUACAUUUAUAAAGUGAGCAUUCAUCGUUAAUCCCGCGACUCCGUCCGCGUGGUUUUUAAUCCUACACCCGUGGGGAGAAGGAGUAAAAUGUACUUUGUAUUUUUUCGCUGAUAAUUAAACGAUAUCUAUAUGUGAUAGAAUUAAAAAUUGUAUUAGAACUUAGACCUAAAAUUAUACUAUAUAAAACGGUUUUAUAAAACUUGGGUAUAUCCUACUAAGUAAAAUAUGCAAAUAUAUUCUGAACCAUAAUAAACUCUGAUAUUUGUGCACCGUAGUUACAGAGCCCAAACACUAACAUUCAACUAAAUUAAUAAUCUAAGAAUUGAAGCCCCAUUCAAUGUUAAUACAUUUUACUACUUAUAUUAUCCGUGUGUCUACUAACAAUACCGUAUAAAAUUAAUUGUAUAUCAUAUUUACUAAUCUGUUUGUCUGUGUAUCAGUAGCACUGUUUGAAAUAUUGAUAAUAAUAAUAAUUAAACUGUCCAAGCGGUCACCGGUGACCGCAACCUAUUGUUCUAUAAUUGUGUCUACAAAACCGGUACUCGACGAGUUAAACUUGAAACAUAAUCGGUAGUUUGUGCCUCAUUAAUUAAUAAUUACUUUAAUAGUGGACAACUUUUAAAAUUUUGUUUAUAAGUACAAAGUAACUGCUCGAGUAUAAAAUAACAAUAAUGUAUUAUGUCUUUGGGAAGCAACUGUCCUAAAUAUAUGACAACUACUUCUGAAACCCCUUUCACAGCUCUUUUUCUCUUUUUUUUCGUAUUUUAUGAAUUUAAACAUGAAAAGUAAUAAAAUAGCUUGAAUAUAUAAUGAUAAUAAAUGUAAUUGCGAAGCAGCUGUACUAAAUAUGUGACAACUUAUUCUGAAACUCUUUUCACAGCCCUGUUUCUCUCUUUUCUCAAUUUUUAUGAAUUCAUACAUUAUCAUCAUCAGCUUCUAAGUGUCCACUGCUGAGCAAAGGCCUCUCCUCACAUGGAGAAGGAAUGAGCAGUAAUCACCACGCUUGCUCAAGGCGGAUUGAAUUAAACAUUCUGGCUCUUAUGUAUUUAGCUACAAAGAUAUUAUUAGUUUGACUAAAGCUAAAGUUUAAAAUACAAUGAAUUUGGAUAGAAGCUUAAAUGAUUGUUUUCAAUUACUUAAUCGCCUACCCUAUACAAUUGUACAGGAUAGAUGGAGAUAUGGAUAUAUAUAACAUUACACCUAGGUUGUUCCAAGUGUCAAUUAAGGGUGAGUUUCCUAAAAACUAACACUAAAAGUUUACCAAAAUCUAAAAUUUUUCAAUUCCUAAAAGGCAACUAACUAAUAACUCAGCCAUGGGCAGCGUCGAUUGCUUACCAUCAGGUGAUCCGUUUGAUGGUUUACUGCAUCAUA
Molecule: messenger RNA, 4809 nt
Organism: Spodoptera litura
Lineage: Eukaryota; Metazoa; Arthropoda; Insecta; Lepidoptera; Noctuidae
Product: NEDD8 ultimate buster 1
Biological process (GO): regulation of ubiquitin-dependent protein catabolic process
Molecular function (GO): protein binding
Source: RefSeq, a predicted model, not a curated record